This is a messenger RNA of Lates calcarifer (barramundi perch), 1554 nucleotides long. RefSeq names its product flap structure-specific endonuclease 1 (gene fen1). NCBI's taxonomy places the organism in Eukaryota, Metazoa, Chordata, Actinopteri, Centropomidae. The record is from RefSeq and is a predicted model, not a curated record. Bases 161 to 1303 code for a protein of 380 amino acids. Gene Ontology annotation, cellular component: nucleus. Gene Ontology annotation, molecular function: DNA binding; 5'-3' exonuclease activity; RNA-DNA hybrid ribonuclease activity. The transcript is spliced from 12 exons.
GCGCACGUCUUCAAGUUCUUGUGAGAGGGCUGUGCUCGAUAGAUUGAUAGGCAAUGCCUGGUAUGUGAUUUCCCGCGAAUCAGUCGCAGUUUCUCGCGGUCGGGACGCCAGAGCAAGUGGUGCUAACAAAGGUAAAAUAGCCAGGAGACGUUAAGCCACAAUGGGAAUACACGGACUUGCCAAGCUGAUUGCCGACCAGUCUCCUGGAGCCAUUAAAGAACAAGAUAUCAAGAACUACUUUGGCAGAAAAAUCGCUAUAGAUGCCUCGAUGUGCAUCUACCAGUUCCUGAUCGCUGUGCGACAAGACGGCAACGUGCUGCAGAAUGAGGAUGGAGAGACGACGAGCCACCUGAUGGGCAUGUUCUACCGGACAAUCCGCAUGCUGGAACACGGCAUCAAACCUGUGUAUGUGUUUGAUGGCAAGCCACCACAGCUCAAGUCAGCAGAGCUGGAGAAGAGAGGGGAGAGGAGGGCAGAAGCUGAGAAGAUGCUUGCUCAAGCACAGGAAAUGGGGGAACAAGAAAAUAUCGACAAAUUCACCAAGCGUCUUGUAAAAGUCACAAAACAGCAUAAUGAUGAAUGCAAGAAGCUGUUGACCUUGAUGGGAGUACCUUACAUUGAGGCUCCGUGUGAGGCAGAAGCCAGCUGUGCCGCUCUGGUUAAAGCAGGGAAGGUGUUUGCCACAGCAACAGAGGAUAUGGACGGGCUGACCUUUGGUACCAAUGUCCUGCUCAGACACCUCACUGCCAGUGAAGCAAAGAAACUUCCUAUCCAAGAGUUCCACUUCAAUCGUAUCCUGCAAGACAUUGGCCUGACCAAUGAACAGUUCAUAGACCUGUGUAUUCUGCUGGGCUGUGACUACUGUGGGACCAUCAAGGGGAUUGGACCUAAGAGAGCCAUCGACCUGAUCAGACAGCACGGCUGCAUUGAGGAGAUCCUAGAAAACAUUGAACCCAGCAAGCAUCCCGUUCCAGAGGACUGGCUGUACAAGGAGGCUAGGAGUCUGUUUUUGAAGCCAGAUGUGGUGGAUUGUUCCUCAGUGGAGCUGAAGUGGAGUGAGCCUGAUGAGGAGGGACUGAUCCAGUUUAUGUGUAACGAGAAACAGUUCAGUGAGGACAGAAUUCGCAAUGGCUGUAAGAAGAUUGUGAAGAGCCGGCAGGGCAGCACACAGGGACGAUUGGACUCUUUCUUCUCUGUCACUGGAUCUCUGUCCUCUAAACGGAAGGAACCUGAGACAAAAGGAUCGGCAAAGAAAAAGCAGAAGAUUGGAACCACGCCAAACAAGUUUAAGAGGGGCAAAUAGAGCGAACAUAGUGAUGCACUGAUUCCUUUGGGAAAUAAGUAUUGAAUAACAGCUACUUAAUAAAGAUUUUAAAAAAGAACAUAGAGCUCCAGUUGAGUGAGGAGGAAGCUCCAGCACAGCAUGUAUACAAUGAUGAUUUCAACUGAAAAACUUAUACAUGACCAAACAUGAAGUUGUUGAUGUUUUAUUCAGUCUGUAAGGGCAUUAAAGUGUUCUCUGUUAUGGAAUAAAAGUGAGGAAGUCUUUUUGUA